AUGAAACAUUCCUGAAUUUAAUGCACUUGAUUUACGCAUACAGGGAAUCAGAUUUACCCUUCUGUUUGAAGCGGGUUAAAUGGUUACAGAUUCAUGGGUAUAGUAUGGUGUGUCUGUGCAAGUCCUGUUUUCAAAUAUUCUCACCCUUCGAUCAUGGGGAUUCCAUCCAGCCUCGCUUUCAUUCCUUACGACUGCUUGGGGGUUCCCUAGUUCAAGAUGGCAGCGAUCGAAGGUUUCGAUUUCUCAAGUAGAUAGUUUUAUAGGCUUUUGUACACCGGUGUGGUGCUGACAACUGGUAAAACAGGACGUACGUGAAUGUGUUAACGUUUUUAAGUGUUCUUAACCCAGAGAAUGGCAUUUUGCUACGUCUGGAGAAAUGGGCGCGUAGCUUUAUUGUCGCUUUACCGGUCCACAGGUACAACAACAACGCGAUCGCUGGCAUCGGUGAAUGAGUUUAGCUACGAGUGCUCACUUCGAUCGCCUUUAUCACCUCUUAUACAUGAUACCAGGUUAGCACGUGUCAGGAAAGAAUGUCAAAAUAGUUAUGAUACUAUAUCACCUAGUACCAUUAUGGUUCUCCGUGGAUGUUUGCAUACCGGUAUGAUGAAUACCUGCAUGACGUAUAGGUCCUUCUCGACCGACAAUACGGACAGUACAGACGUACAUGAUGAACUCUUGGCACCAAACCUGAAAAUAGAAAAACAGUUAAUGAAGUUUAUGGAUAUGUGGGAAAUGCAUAAAGCUAUCAAACUUCUCCGUUUGUCAGUCCAAAACAACAUAAUACCGCACCAGACGGUUAUUUUGAAUUUAUUACAGCAGCUGGCGAAUUUGGGAGAAGUUGAUUUCUUAGUAGAGAUGCAUCAGUUUCUGUUGGACGAGAAGCUUUGCUCCAAUACGGCUUUUUACAUGUGCUUGCAACAGGCAUACUUUAACAGCGGAAGAAUUGAUGAAGGUGUUGAUUUCCUGAGAAAGAUUUACCACCUAACCAGAAAAUACCAGGAUAUCGACACAUAUUUUGUCCUUCUGACCGUGAUGAUUUUGAGACACUUUCCUGACAAGGAGCCCAUGAUUAAAAGCGUUGUCACCGAUUUAGCUCAGCGUGUUCCGUCUGAUCAUGAAGUAAGAGCUGGACUCUGGAAAUGUUAUAUGUUGAUGGGAAACUUCACCAAAGCAGAUGACCUUGUUCAAGAAUUUGGGAAAGACAUGAAGCCAUUCUUACCAAUAAUGGUAAAUGAUAUCUGUUUGCAGAGAAAUAAAGUGGAUCAGGUAGACAGAAAGGAGGUUUUGGCUAAUCUAUUGGAUUUUCCUGGAUUGGGAAGAAAGCAGCAAGCUCUUCUCUAUCAAACUUACAUCUUUCUGUUGGUUGAAGAAGCCAAGUAUAAAGCAAGCCUGUUAGCUCUGAAUAAAGCCAGACAGCAAGAUGUUGUACUCAAGAAAGAAGCUUUCCUUCCUGUGAUACAAGUGUUAAAAACACAUGUGGCUGAAUCCAGUGAAGGAGAUGAACAAGAAAGCCUAGAGUCAGUCCUGACAGCUGUUAAAACCUGGCUAGAAGGAAGUGAUAACUAAGGGAGAAAUUUAGAUCCAUCAUUAAAAAUUGAUGAGAUAUAUGAUUUUUUUUUUUUUGAUUAAUGUCACCAUGAGAAAGGAAGCUCCAUGAUUUCACAGCUGUGAAUACCGUAAAUCUUCAAGCUUUUCAACCUCUUUAGCACUUUUUUCUGUGGAAUUUAUCACCACAUGUAUGUGACUGUUGUGAAAAUGACAUCAAAAAAUGAUUUGUUUGGGUCAAUAAAGAUGCAAGUUGCGUAAAACUGUGCAGAUUAUUUCUCUACACCCCAAUGUUCUCUCAGAAUGUUUACUGAUUAAAAUUAAACAUUUGUCUCCCUUGUACAGGUGUCUCACAUUUAUUAGU
This is a messenger RNA of Liolophura sinensis, 1909 nucleotides long. RefSeq lists its product as uncharacterized. The record is from RefSeq and is a predicted model, not a curated record. NCBI's taxonomy places the organism in Eukaryota, Metazoa, Mollusca, Polyplacophora, Chitonida, Chitonidae. The transcript is spliced from 2 exons. Bases 352 to 1566 code for a protein of 404 amino acids. Gene Ontology annotation, molecular function: protein binding.